Messenger RNA from Dendronephthya gigantea, 2067 nucleotides. Its product is annotated as pantothenate kinase 3-like. Gene Ontology annotation, molecular function: pantothenate kinase activity; ATP binding. Gene Ontology annotation, cellular component: cytosol; nucleus. The record is from RefSeq and is a predicted model, not a curated record. Gene Ontology annotation, biological process: coenzyme A biosynthetic process. NCBI's taxonomy places the organism in Eukaryota, Metazoa, Cnidaria, Anthozoa, Malacalcyonacea, Nephtheidae. Bases 464 to 1639 code for a protein of 391 amino acids. The transcript is spliced from 7 exons.
AAUGCAAUUUUUUAUAGUGGAAGUAAUAUUUACGUUCUCUUUGUUCAAAAAUUUACAUUCUGGCGUUAAUACCGUAAAUUUUCCAUUUCUUUGCAGAGGAUUUGUUUUGAAAGUAGAGGAGAUAAAAUAAUUGGUUGCAUCUAGUGGUUUUGUGCCUUUUCCGGCGUAAUUGGAGUCCCGAAACUAGUAAAGAACAACUUUUAAAGUAAUUUAGAGUAACAAAACCUGGUCAAUGGUGGUACGACGUUUUCCGACGAAAUCACGAUCACACACUGGUGCUAUUUAAUUUUAGACAAUAAUCAAACAAAGGAGAAAAGAUCUAAAAUUCCUUGGUGUUAAAUCAGGAAGUCAAAAGUGGGUUGAAAAAGCGUUCUAUGGAUUGGUAUCCUGGCACAGCGUGGCACAGGAUAUAAUCCUUCCUCUGGUCUAUCGUAAAUCAGAGACCAAUUCAUUUUCAUUACAAAUGGCUGAAGGUAUCGUGUCUGCGAGGGCUAAAUCUAACGACGAGAAAUCUCAUUUUACUGCAGAACCGAAGAACCAAGGAAGAUCUUUACCUUGGAUUGGCGUUGACAUUGGAGGAACGUUGGCCAAAGUCGCGUAUUUUGAGUACUACGAGAACGGAGAUAACAUCACGUAUUGUGCGACUAACCACGCUGCUGUUCAAGAGUUCGUCAAGUCAACCCAGCAGUAUGGUUCCGAAGGGGAGCGUGAUACGAGACUGGAGUUGAAAGACGUCAAAUUGGGAACAAGAAAAGGAAAUAUGCAUUUUAUUCGCUUUCCCACGUCCAGAAUGGACGCGUUCUUUGAACUUGCGAAGGAAAGAGCGAAGGAUUUUUCGGAAAGGAAGGUUCACGCUACCGGUGGUGGAGCGUAUAAAUUUGAGAAAGAAUUUAAAGAGGUUUUAGAUCUUGAACUUGUCAAAAGUGAUGAACUGCAUUGUUUAAUCAAAGGAAUUCAUUUCAUUGACGCCAACUUUAUUGGUGAAUGUUAUUACUUCAAAUUCUCAGACAAUUCAGCCAAGCCAGAAAAGAUCACGUAUGACUUUCAGUCUGCUUGUCCUUACCCUUUCAUCGUCGUCAAUGUUGGUUCUGGCGUCAGCAUCUUAGCCGUGCGUUCAUCCAGUGAAUUUGAUAGGAUCACGGGAUCUGCUUUAGGAGGUGGAACAUUUGUUGGACUGAGUUGUCUUCUGACGGGUUGCAAGACAUUCGAGGAAGCGUUAGAACUCGCAGCCAAAGGUGACAACAGAAACGCGGAUAAAUUGGUCAAAGAUAUUUACGGUGGCGAUUAUACGAGAUUUGGACUUCCUGGCGACGUUGUUGCAAGCAGUUUUGGCUCGAUGAUACUUCCUGAGAAACGCGCCAAUGUGAGGAGAGAAGAUCUCGCUUGCGCAACUCUCAUGAUGAUCACGAAUAACAUUGGAUCAAUUGCAAGAAUGUGCGCGAUCAAUGAGGGUAUAGAUCGUGUCAUCUUCGCUGGGAAUUUCUUACGGAAAAACAGUCUGUCGAUGAGCAUGCUAGCCCGCGCCAUGGACUUUUGGUCAAAAGGAACUAUGAAAGCGAUCUUCUUGGAACACGAGGGAUAUUUUGGUGCUGUCGGGGCUUUGUUAGAAUCGCUUGACGACUUCACACCAACUUCAUAACUCAUUUUGAGGAAGAAAAUCUCCAAUGUAAAGAAAUCGGUCAAUAGUAAAGAGAAGUUCAAUUGUUCGUCGCGCCAUUCACCGUUUAUUUUAUCUAAAGACAAGCAACUAGAUCAACUAUUUAUAAUAUUCUUUUGCCCAAUCGCCAAAGUACGGAAAUUUUAUAUAGUUAUGAGAUAGGGAAUUUUAAUUUAUCAUCAAGGUAAUACCAGCACUAUACAUCUAUUAUAAUUACCAUGAAAUGAAAGCACAAUAUCAAACUUUUAACAUUCACGUAAUUAGAGUAAAUAAGUAUAUAUUUUAGUAUAAUAAGUUUAAAAAUAUAUAAUUAGCCAAAUCAGCGAUAUCCAUAUUAUUGGAACUGGGAAGUUGCGCAAAUAGUGAAAAGUCUGAUUCAGGGUAUCUAUCGAACUGACGCAAACUGGAUA